This is a messenger RNA of Dibothriocephalus latus, 459 nucleotides long. The record is from the annotation of a GenBank genome assembly. Lineage: Eukaryota; Metazoa; Platyhelminthes; Cestoda; Diphyllobothriidea; Diphyllobothriidae.
GUUGUCAGCUCUGCUGUCAGAGGUCAACUGGCCGUACCAGCUGAUGCUGGAGUUUGGUCCUUCCUUCGCGUCCAAUCUGCGCCCUUCCAUCUGACCUUAACUAAUCUCCAACCGGCCACUGAGUACCGUGUGUACGCGUGGGCACCCUCCGUGGACGGCACCGACUUUCAGGGGGCAACGACGGCUAUUUGGACGUGCCCCAAACCGUUCGCCACGUCUCCCAACUUCCGCAUCGACCCCCUUCUCAGGAGGAAGCCGUCAGACACGUCAGUGGAGGUGUUUUACCCAAACGUCUCGGGCUACACCGGUGGACUUAUAACCGACUACUACCUGGCUAUAAGCCCAGGUCAUGUUGGGCUUGUCAUAGCUCCAGUUCCCCCCUCUGGGGGUCCCGAAGGUGCGUUGCAAUUUCUUCCCUGCAUGAUAAGUCGCAGUCCGUCAUGUCAUUUACUUUUUUGA